CUGUCACCCGAUAAGAUAACCGGAUCAAUCGUGAUUUGUGAAACGAUCGUUCGUAUUUCGUCGCGUCGUUAUAAUAAAUUAAUGCAUCGUGAAAAAAAUUUCAAUUGUUUUUAUUGUACAGCUGUACAAUCGUUGCUAUGAUACCCGUUGUAAAUAACUAAUAGUUAUCGUUCCGGGACCGUAACUUACAAUAACGUAAAACGACGUUGAGUGCCCAUUUAUAGGAUAGGCACUGUUUUUAUAUUAUUUUAUUUUAAUCGAACAACGGUUUUUUAUCAAUUUUUCAGCUCACUUGUCAGCGCCUAAACGGACAUUGUCAUCAUGGUAGUGGCCAAUGAAAAUGGUAGCGCAUACACACCGACUGUUGUGGCUCAGGUCCGUUACAUGUUACAAUGGUUUGGUGAGUGGAGCGAAAUGGAACGCGGCGACUUCUUGCCGGUAUUGGUUCAUGGGUUUGGGUGUAACAGCAGCGCUGCCAAUGGUCUACCAUCUAUCAUGGAAACCCUAUGCAAAGAGGAAGGCCGUCCACUUAGUCUGUUCAAAUGCCGCAUCAAGCUGUUCACUGAAUGGGUCCAGACGUGGUCUGACGAAGACAAAGACAGCUUCCUGAGCGGUAUACGUUCUAUGGACACAGAUUUUGCAGAGAGAUACGAACAAAAAGCCGUUAACCAUGUGGUCAACAGCUCUGAGCACUGCAAUGGUAUUAAUGGGGAUAAAAAUCCCGAUGAAUUACCAGAAGAAACAAUUUAAAUAAACAACGUUCAUCACAUAUUAUAAGCUCUGUGAUUCCAAAUAAUACUUCAUUUAUGGUUGAAAAGUUUUACUCAACUAUUCAUUUUGGUAAUGGAUUCUUACUUAAUGAUAAUUUUAAAUUGAAUCAGUUUAAAAUAGAUUUUUACAACUUACCUAUAUAAUAAUAUAUAUUAUAAUACUCAAUACAUUCCAACCUAUCUAUACUUAGGUAUCUAUUACUUCAAUAUUUUACUGUAUGCCUAUUGACUUAUCAAAAAUUGUUACUACUUAUUUUGUAUUUGUGUACACAUCCUCCCUAAAACAUUUUUAGUUGUUUUAUCACAUUCCAAGAACUGCCUAAUAAUAAUGAUUGUAAACAUU
This is a messenger RNA of Myzus persicae (green peach aphid), 1113 nucleotides long. RefSeq lists its product as uncharacterized. NCBI's taxonomy places the organism in Eukaryota, Metazoa, Arthropoda, Insecta, Hemiptera, Aphididae. The transcript has a single exon. Bases 322 to 750 code for a protein of 142 amino acids. The record is from RefSeq and is a predicted model, not a curated record.